AUGCAAUGUAAUGUUAAACUAUUGAUCGAUUUUAUUAAAGACUUUUCGGCAGAGCAGCAAGAUGAUAAAAUACCAAAAGAAAAGGUAUUUAAAGCGAUACCAAUCAUCAGAAAAAGAGAUAUAGCAAAAAUUGUAUCAAAUCUCAAUGAACAAAUGCCAGUAAGAGAUGCAAUAUCGCUAAUAAUAUCUAGCUACAAGUUUAAUCAGGUGGUCAUUGAGCAGAUAAUUCAAUCAACAGAUGAUGUCAAAUUUACUCGACAAGCAGGAUUUGCAUUCUGCCUUCAACUCCUAGCAGCUAUUUACUCGCCAAGUGUAAUUAUAGAUCACAAUACAUUCAUUUUGUUCUUUAACGAAUUCGAGUAUAUUCCUUCAAUCAAUUAUUCAAUAUUUUUUGCAUCUGAGUUAAUAUAUAACAUUAUUGAGACACCAGAAUUCGAAUGGUCGAAUGGAUGCAUUACUCUAAUAUGCUCAUAUAUAGUUGGUCAUCCUAUAUUAGGCCAUGAUGAUAGAUUUUCAAAAGUAUUUGAAGCAUUAGUUACAAAAAUGCAUUGUUUACAACAGUAUGAUCUCUGUCUUACAUUAACUUCAUCCCUUUAUAGGAUGUAUUGCGAAGAUUUUCCCUUAGCCUCGAGAGUCGACCAGCAUCAGAUCAUUGAGUUUGUAUCAUACAUGAUGAAUGAUUUGAGCAUGCAAGCUCUCAAAAUUUUCGAAAUAAUUAUGAAAAAAAAUAAUUUUCAAGUUAUUCCUGUAGUUUUACAUGAACUAGCAGACAUAUUCUCUACAAAAAUCAACAUAUGUGAGGUUUCUAUCAGUAUUACUAAGUAUUCUCAAAUGCUAAAAGCGAAUAUCGAAGAAGCAAAUUAUAUUCAAGGAAUUCCUUCACCGCCGAAGCUCUUAGUUGAAGAAUUCCCUAUAGACUUCCUUAAAUCUGACAUAAUAGAGCUGUAUAACCUGAUUUUACCCAUCUUUCAACUUGAUAAUAAAUUUGAUGACACUUUGUUCUUGGCUUUGCUGUCAAACAUGAGGGAUUAUGGUGAGCACUCACCCCAUCUAUUUGAUUUCAUCGAAUUCCUCAUAAAAUUGCUCGAAAUUCGGCCGGAUUAUAAGUUAUUAAUGGCAUUUUACAAUUCUAUAGCCGAUAAAGCACUUUUCAAUCCAAACCGAACAAUUUUCAGUGAAAUUUCUUUGGUCGUUUUGUCUUAUCGGAGAAAAUUUUUGGAUUUGAUCGCAAAUUGCGAGUCAAAAGUGUUUCCUGGCAUUCUUAAGAUGAAAGACAAGAACUACUUGCUAUUUACAGAGAUAGUAGGCUAUAUUACGACGCACAGAGAAACAAUAAAUUUAAAAUUAUUUGAAAACGAGCUUGUAAUUGAAGCAGCGACCAACGUUGCAAAGAACAUCACAGAUAAUUUAUAUGCGUUCUCUGUUUUGCUUGAUUUUGCCCUUUCUUUGAUCGCAAGAACAAAAUCAAUCUUUUUCCCAAAGAUCGUCAACUUAAUUGACAUUUUCAUGAACAACCAUAAUUACUAUAGGUAUAUUAUGCCAGUGAUAUUCAAUAAAUUGUCAAAAAUUGACAAUUCCAAGUCAAUUCGACAUAUUUCCGAGUAUUUCAUUGGCCUUUACCAGAAAAAGUUCGAGCAAAACCUCAUACUGAACUAUUUCUCUGAUCUGAUCCAUUGUAAUCCUCAAUUAUCCCAUCAAUUGACAAAAUUAAUUAAAGAUUUUGCAGAAUUUCCACCGGAAAGUGCAGAAUACGUAUUAAGAUUCAUGCAAGUGAUGGAUAAGGACACAAUUGAUCCACAAAUCCUUCUCCAAAUUGGAAAUUCAAUUAGAAAAGUGCCAAAUUACGUAAAUAAUCAAAUGAUCUUCCAAAAGAUACUAAGUAUAAUAGCAAAGAAUCAUUAUCUCAACAAAGAAACCAAAUAUAUCAUAGAAAGACCUUAUUUUAUUAUUUUAUUGUUUAUUGUAUAUGGUGACACACCGAAAAUGAAAGAGAUUUUCAAAAUAUUCCAGGUGUUGAUUGAUUAUUUGUUCGAAAAUCUCAAAAGGCUUCAAAUUGGCAACGUGGAUUAUUUUAUUCUUUGUUGUCUCAGAAAUAACUUCAAAAUAACCAAUGUCCCGAUUGAAGGAAUAGAUUUCCCUGUCCUAAUUACGCGAGAACUCUAUGAAGAUAUCGCAAAGAACAUUUUCGAGCAAAUUUCAGUUUUUCAGAGCAACGCCAUGGUCAUUGGUGAAUUUGCUCUCAUAUUCAAGAAGGUAAACCUUGAAAUUGCACCAGAAGCCGCUAAUUUAUUAUUAAAUACUCUUUCAAGGUCAAUUGUCUUCAUUAAAGAGUAUUUCCCACUUGAAUAUAAUGAUUACUCCAAAGUUAUCGAUGACUACCAGAUAGAUUUCAACAAAAUCUGCUAUUUCGAUAUUUAUAUUUCGAUUAACGAUUAUGUAGCAGCUGAAACCGGUACGUUAUUGAAUAUUAUCACCAUAAAAGACGAUUACAACAACUCAUUCCGCUUAAUACUUCACGACAGCAAGAUAUUUGCUCGAAUGACAGCCGGAAACAUGAAUGCCAUUGUAACUCUGUACACAACAUAUCAAUGGCAAGGCGAUAAAUACCUUGGCAUCAAAUAUCAGCCGAAAGAUGACAAAAUGGCCCAAUUUUUCACUUGGUUCGACGAUAGAGAAUUCGGUGAAGCUUCCUUUUUCAUUCCCCAGUUCAAAGGUAAGAAAAAACUCUGUUUCGGAGGCGGCGCCGGCCAGCAAGAGCAUUUCCAUUUGACGCAAGGUAUCUGUGGUAAGAUAAUUAUUAAUAAUGAUACUUUUACGUUCGAUUCAAAAACAUUUAACUUAAGUUUAUGCGCAUCUCGCUUUGAUUUGCAUAAUUCCAUAACUAACUACUUCGCUUAUGUAUCGCAGACCCCUCUGGAGCUCGAUAUGCUCAUUCUAGGAAUAAUUCAUAAGAUAUUCGUGUCAAAUCCUGAGUCGCAGAAGACUUUUCAGUGCGUAUUUGAGAUAUUCCAGCGAUUAGUAGCAGCGCCGAAGAAGCUUUGUUACAAAAUUUUCAAAGUUUUGCUGGCCAUUUAUCAAGAUAUCACUUUUCCUAAGCUGAAGAAGAACUGGUUCAAGAGAUUAGUGUUCAACUUCACUCUCUGGGCCAAAUGCGAUUGCCAAUCCUUCUGUUUUAUUGUUACAACUAUGACAUCUCUUCUAAAAGAAGAUUCUUUGUACAAAGAGAUGAUCUACUACAACUUCUCGUUCUUCUCCGAGUGCCUCUUAUACUACAGACUUAUAUUUAACCGAACAAAUAAAGAUAAAUUCCACGCACACGAAGUAAAGCUCGGAAACGUGACAAAUCCUGAAGAUCGGGCCAAAUGUAACCAUGUCAUGCUUGAUUUCAUCAAAAAUCUUGGAAAAUAUUCCUUAUCAAUUGAUGAUAUCGACAUUUUAUUGAGUCUCGUGCAUGAUGCUGAGGAUCCUGACAUAUUUCUUGGUAUAAUAAGGGAUUUGGCACCAAAUAUUUUGACUUUGAUGCCUGAUUUCCCAAAUAAAUUUAUUUAUUUCAAGCCCCAAGACAAGAAAUCGACAAUUAUAUUGUAUUGUCAGGUCCUACAUGCCCUUAAGCAUCCGAAAUUGCAUAUUAUCUAUAUGAUGCUCGCUCAAAAAAUUAAUAAUUUUAAUUUUGUCGAAGAAUUACUUGCAGACAUGAUUGAGAACAUCCAAAUCUACCCUAAUACAUUCUCUUUCAUCUUAAGCAUCAAUAGAUUGCAAGAUAACGUGCUUCCUGUCAUAUUUUCGUUAUUUAAUUCGAAAGAUAUUGUCAAAAACAUAUCAUUUGAUGGUAUCUGGUAUCUACCGAUUGUUCAGCAGUGUUUGAACGCUCAUUACAUGUUGAUUCACGAUUCAUUUUAUUUGAUAUUAGAUUUAAUCAAUCAACAUGAAGAUCCGACCACAAAUUUCAUGAUUUUGUUCAAUAUCGUAUUCCUUUUCCAAGAGAAAUCGCUCUGUGACGAGAAAUUACUUUUGACAUUUUUGAAAGCAGCCAAAAAAGUGAAAUUCUGGAAUUUUACUGACGAACUUUUUAUUUGUAGUGUGUUUGGACUUCUUUUCUCUAUGAAUUACUCGAUUUUGAGGAAAGAUAUCGCGUUAUAUUACAAUAAUCACUACGGAUUAUCGAGAGAUUCUAGUGAUGUGUCAACAUUUGACUCGAUGAUCACGUUAUUCAACAAUUUCUCUGUUACAAACCUAUACAAUUCGUAUGAAUUAAGUCAAGAUAUCAAAGAUUUGUGUUUUUCAUAUUAUAAUGAGCUGAAAAGUCCAUCACAGUUCCAGAGGGACGUGAAAGACAUGAUUGAGAAGAUAUUUAACUCGAAAUUGGUGCAAAACACUCAACAAUUUGAGGAAAUUACCAAAAUUCAUGAUAUUUUGAAGUCUAAAUUCCUUGAUUCGAUGGGAGUAACAAAGAACCAUCUUAGUUUAGAGAUAUUCUUGGAAAAUCAAUCAGGAUUCGAAGAAAUCCACAAACAAAAGAGUUUUGCACAAAAAGUUUUGGAUAAUUUCACUUCACUUAUAGAGAGAUCUUAUUCCAGACCAUUGGAUUUCCCUCCGAGGUUCAUAAAAGACAGGCAUCUCUAUAACCAGAUACCAAUCAUCUUCAAAAUGAAAAGACCUAAAAAACCUGACAAUUUCAAUAUAAUUGACAAACCGUUUGACUUAACCGUCAACCAAUGUUUAAGGAUCAGUCUGUUUUCGAAGAAAGAUGCGUCGGUCAAGCUGCAAAAUAACAAUUUGAUUUAUACAACGAAAAAGAAAGAGCAAGUAAUUAAAUUUGACAAAAUUAAAUAUACAAGAAAAGUGUCAAAAGAUAUUGAAAUUUUAUUUGAUGAUGGAAAUACUUUUCUGUUGAGUUUCGAUGACAAAAAUGUCCAGAACAUGAUAUAUAAUGCUUUCAAACACCCUGCUUUUGAAUUUAAUAACACAGAAACAAGUUUUAACGUAAUUUUAAAUUUGAAUGAAAAAGUGUUCGGACGAUCAUUUAACUCUCAAUCUUUUUAUCCAUUUUUCCCGAGAUUUAUAUGUACAAUUGAAGAUUUGAGCAUGUUGCAUGAUUUCUCCAAUUGUACAGACUUAUCUGAGACGCCGCAAAUUUCUAGAGCAAUUGGAAAGAAGUUGAACAGAUUGGAAAAAGAAUUAGAAAAAGGUGACUUCAUUUUGUCAGAUUUUCUAUUCAAUUUUGACUCAAUUUUUGCUGACGACCAUAUUCCUAAGAAUUGUAAGGAUAAAUACGAGUUCAUCUACCAAAUGAGACGUGUUCUGGAAACAGAUGAAUUCCGUCAAAUUUUGAUGAAAUGGAUUUUUAACCUUAAAUGUGAAUUUAAGGUUAAAAAAGUGAAAAGUGAUGAUUUUAAUUUUCCAAGUAAUUCUAAUAAGUUGAAAUUCCAGAUUCCUGUUUCUAAUCCUGAUUUCGUUGCUGCUUUUCCACAAAAUGAUUUCUUCUUCAUUUUUAUCGCUAAAGAAACGUCACUUUUUCAGUUCAUUUUAUCACCAAAAAAUUUCCAACAACUGAAAAAAGUUAAGACUUAUCAAAUCGAAGAAAUGACAUUCCAGAAAGAGAAGAAUUCGUUAAUUGGACUGACAAAUGUUGGAACACCAAAUAUUUACAAUUUUGACGGUUUGACAGAAAAAGAAUUAAAUAGAUGUUUGAGUUAUAGAUGUUCUAGUAACAAUGAAGAGUUUUAUUAUGUUGAAACUGGCUUCGAAGUCAUCAUGGAUUCUUUGGAAUGCAUUUUCAAAGUGAAUGAAAAUAUUGUUGAUUAUUUUAUUUCUGAUGUUUACAUGAUUAUGGCUGUUGUUACUAAUUCUUCUUUGUAUUUGUUUAACAUAAGAAGAAAGAGACAGAUAUUUAAGAUUUCUCUUAAAUACCAACCAACGAAAGUCAUGAUUUCGGACGGAUUCAGUUUCUUGGCUGUUUCUUCAAAGAACAAAUCGUAUUUCUAUUCACAAGUUGGACAAGUGAUUAGAGAAUAUGAUUAUCCAUUCGACAGCUUAGUUACUGUUUGUGGUUUCGAUUUCUUCACAACAAUUGAUGAGAAAUCUUUUGUUUUGACUGAUAUAAUCACUGGAGAAAAGAAAAUUAUCGAAGAAAAUGACAUUUUGGAUGUUGCUUUCAACAGCGAAACAAGAGUUGCUUUGAUUUCUACAAAUCAGAGUUUGAUACUUUAUAAUUGUCCAGAGAUUAUUCCAAUCUCGAAAUUAGAGAAACAUUAA
Messenger RNA from Trichomonas vaginalis G3, 6255 nucleotides. RefSeq names its product BEACH domain-containing protein family. Gene Ontology annotation, molecular function: protein binding. The transcript has a single exon. The record is from RefSeq and is a predicted model, not a curated record. The coding region runs from base 1 to 6255 and encodes 2084 amino acids. NCBI's taxonomy places the organism in Eukaryota, Parabasalia, Trichomonadida, Trichomonadidae.